Fraxinus pennsylvanica is the source of this 609-nucleotide messenger RNA. NCBI's taxonomy places the organism in Eukaryota, Viridiplantae, Streptophyta, Magnoliopsida, Lamiales, Oleaceae. The record is from the annotation of a GenBank genome assembly.
AUGAGUUUAAAUAAGGACCUUUUGAAAUCGGAGAGUCAUACCUCUCUAUUCGACAACAUAAGCAAUCUACUCCACAAUAUUGAUCAAAUAUUGAAGACAACUCACAGAAAAACAGGUUGGGCUUACCUAAUUUUGAGGUUAGGGGUAGGAGGCAGGAUCAAUAGGUCGAGCCACAGUUUUGACAGGCGACGGAUGAGUGGCACCAAUCUACGGGAUAGGCACUGGAGGUGGAAAGGUGUUGGGAAAUCGGAGGUGGACCGACGUCGAAAAGCUCCUUAUGGAGGCCAUGGGAGAUGUGGAUUUAUGCACCUUUUGCUUGGCCUUGUUGAGGAGGAUCGGGACCCGGCUGAAUUCUUGGGCUCUGACAUUACGAUUGAUGCUGCACGUGAAGCUGUGCGAAGAAUUUGGCAGAAUGACGAAGAAAAUGGGAACGAUACUGUUAGUCUUGCUCAAUCGAAGACAUCAGUGACUGAUGUGAUGUUUUCUGACAGCAUAAAGUGCAUUUUCGGGGUUACAAUCGACGAACAGUUUGUGAGCUACAAACUUACGGCCACUGGGAAGUCUAAGUCGGAGAACACAUCCUUGGGAAAUAGUCGGGAAGAAUUCUGA